GUGGGUGAAUACACUUCAAUACCGCCAGUCUUCCUGUAAUUCGUUCUCUCCAUUACUAAUCUUGUGUCGCUGGGGGCGUAUAAGGGGUGGAGAGGUUUACUAGUACGUAUCCGGGGAAACAAAAAUUUAAACAUUCUUGUCGUUCCUUCACAGAGUGUAAUGCGCAGUUACGUAUAGUAAUAUAGCUUACGUUACAAGCUUAGAACCGUGAAAAGGCCGCUGAGAUACGUGACAGUUCUUUUUGUUAGUGUCACAGAUCAAACUACUCCUGUACCGUGUAUAAGACAACUUGCCAGAAUUUCUGGAAGAAAUGCUAUACUUUGUCCGAGUAUUAUUGUCCGAAGUGAGGAUGCGGAGCUCCCCCACAAACACCCUGAAAAUGUUUACGAUACCUACCACGUUAACUCCCUUAACAAAAACUAUGGACAAAAAAAAUCUAAAAUGUUGGUUUGGCAACGUUUGGAAAGUUCUGCAAAAGCUGACAACAAGUAAAUUCCAUUUUAAAUAACUCGAAAAUACAUUAACUUAUUUUUCUAUCCAUCAAUACGCACAACACAGACAAAUAAAACAUUUCAUUUUCUGUUUUAAGAAUUUCAAGGAGCAACAUAAAAACAAUUCUAUGUUCAGUACUAAUCUCCUAAUCAAGGACUACAACGCAAAACGCACUAGUGCGCAGAAGCAAAACAUAGGCACUAGUUCGACCAAUCACUUGAAGCAGAAACGUGAUAGUCACUUUUGGCACGCUGAUGCGAAUGGUUUGUUGUGAUGUAAUUUGUGGGAAGGGUUUUAGUCGCCAUUUUUUGUUGUUGAGAAAACUGAAAGGAUCAUAUAGAUCCAUAGGGUCGCGGAAAUGUUGGUGUUUACAGCAUUUGAAUACUAAUGUUGAGCGAAGACAUGAAUGUUAGCAUUGGAAGUGUAUAGAAAAUUUGUGUAAAACAGCAAACAAUAAUAUUAAGAUGUCUGAAGACGACGGUCGAGCAGAUGCGUGCCGCGAGUAUCAGUCUUCUCUGGAAGAUUUGACUUUCAACAGCAAGCCACAUAUCAACAUGUUAACCAUUUUGGCAGAGGAGAAUCUACAGUUUUACAAGGAUAUCGUUUCUCUUAUCGAAGCGCAGAUCGCCAAGGCCCCUGCAGCAGAGAAGCUUCCUGUUAUGUACCUUACGGAUUCCAUUGUCAAAAAUGUUGGGAGAGAAUAUCUUACUGCUUUCACAAAAAACCUAGUUUCUACCUUUGUUAGUGUGUUUGAAAAGGUGGAUGAAAACACUAGAAAAAGUUUAUAUAAGUUGCGGUCCACUUGGGACGAAAUUUUUCCCCUGAAGAAACUUUAUGCUCUUGAUGUCAGAGUAAACACUUUAGAUCCAGCAUGGCCUAUUAAACCUUUGCCUCCUAAUAUAAAUACCAGUAUCCAUGUGAAUCCCAAAUUUCUUAAUAAGACGCCCGAAGAGAAUGUUCCUGCUACUGUUGCUUCAGGUGGCGCAAGUGGUUCAGAAGUACAAAAGAGCUUGACUCAAGAGCAAGUAAUAAGACAGCAGCUGCUUGCAAAGCAAAAGCAGUUGCUUGAGCUACAGCAGAAGAAAUUAGAACUGGAAUUAGAGCAAACUAAGGCUCAACUUGCUGCUUCUUUGGGUGCUCAGCAAGUAUCCUCUACAAAUUUGACUGGUUCUGUAUUGCCCCCCAGGUUGCCAAAUGUGAGUUCACAAUCUAGUUCAUGUAAAGUACAGAAUUUGCCAGCAUCAACCAAGUCUCAGAAUGUGACCUCUGUAGCAUCAUCCAGUAUGCAGAGUUCUCCGGUACCAGCCUCUGCAGUUGUCAAACCACAAAUCCGUGGACAAGUAGAUACAGAAAAUAAACUAACUGCACAGUCUCAGGAUGUUAAGGUAACCACUAGGGAUCCUCGUCUUAAUAGAUCAGGGCAGCAGUCUUCUCAUUCUCAUGAUCGCAGCCCAAAAAGGGAAGUUCAGAUGGGUAGAUCCAGUCAGCUACCUUCACCUUUGGAUGGUCACAGUCCAAGAAGGGAAAUUCCAUUAACCGUACAUAUGCAGUCUGAGAAAGGAAGUAAAAACUUGGAAGAAAAACAGGCUGCAUCUAAGCAAGAGAAGAUGAACUGUGAAAAGUCUGUAAAAAGGGAUAUGCACAUUUCAGAAGAGAGAGGCAAGUUUAGUUGUAAACUGCAGUCUCCUUUGAAAAAUAAAUUUUCUACGAAGGAUGUGAAAAACCAAAAUUUGGAAAGUAGAGCGGCAGAUAAGAGAGACCCCAGGGUAAAAAAACACAUUCAAGAUCGUGCAGAUGAAAAAGAUGAAAUAAAGGAUAAAAAAAGAUCUACAGAAAAAAGAGAAAAGAGUGAACAUGAGAAAAUGGCCGACCAUAGGCUUAUAGGAAACAGGAGCAGACUUUCUAAUGGACUUGUUACAAAGCAAGAAAUUUGCACAAAUUUAGAGAAACCCAUUGCAAAAUCUGGAGGGGCCAGUAGUAGGAAAAGGUCUAGGUCACGAUCUCCAAGGUCUAGAUCUCCCAUUGGGCAUUCACCUAAUAAGAGAAGGGACAGACGGUCGCCUAGAGGACUGCAUAAGAGUUUGUCACCAUCGCCUAAACCUGGAAAAUUGAGACAGGCUGGCUUUAAGUCUCAUAUUGAAGACUUUGGUCAGCAUAUAAGAGAAGACAGAUCGCCUGUUAAAAAAGGGCCCAAUAAGCCAGAUGUUAGAGAGACAAGAAGGCUAAAAAGAUUGCAGGAGGAGAGAGCACAAGACUCUGUGAGUGUGCAUGCUGUUUUGGAAUCAAAAGAAGAUGUGGGUGACUGGCAAGACAAAUAUGGUAGAAGAUGGAAGCCUGGCUGGGUCAGUAAAAGUUUGCCAAAGAGUGAUGAGCAUCAAGCUAAGCCUGCACAUCUACGGCACCGGGAUGUUUGGGCCAUUAAUAAGGGGGUUCAGUCACCCCGUACCCCAAAACAACCUAGAUUUAGCGUUGACCCUAAUUUGCAAAUUCCAAAAGAAUUAACAUUGGCAAACAAAAGAGAAUUACUUAUGAAGGCAAAUGAACAGUUAAAUUCUGGAGAAAUAACUCCAGAAGAAUUUUUUGUUGUGGCUCAUCAACUCCGUCAACUUUCUCUAUAUGAGAGACAGAGGUCUGAGUGCGAAGAAGAUGACGAUGCAAGUAAGCCAAAAAGAAAAGAACCACUGCUGUCUGAUGCUGAACUUACAUAUUAUGAACAUAAGGCUAAACUAAGAAGAACCCAGGUUCAGCACCCACCUCCAAAAUUGGACCUUGUGGGUGGAUUAGAUGAUUGCCGUAAUACUGAAGCACUACAUCGAAUACAAGAAAUUGAUCAGAACCCAGGUAGCCAGAGUGUGAUAGAAGGACCUGCAUUUGAAAGUUUUGAACAGUGCAGUGAAGGAGCAAGAACACAUUCUCCUGUAUUAAGUAGCAGUUCAUUUGGAGAUAGUGUUGCUGUUGAUGAGCAAAAGCAAGAUGACUUGUCCAGGACUGUAAUGGCUUCUUCAGUUUAUGAUGAAGACCCCGAUAACUGGGAUAAUAUAAAGGGUGAAAAUAGAGAUCUUUGUAGGCAAGACAGGACGACAGCACCAGAAUAUCAUAAAAGCAACCGAAAUGAGGAUGGAUUUCACAUGUAUGAAAGUCUUGAAAAGAGCAUGCAGAAGUAUGCUCAAGCUGGUGAACGAGAUGAACAAAGGACUUUGUGUGAUGUGCCAUGUACUCGGAAAAGAUCUCCAUUUGAAGAAUCUGAUGGAAGCCAUAUUGGAAAUCCCUCUAGAGAACAGAGUCCAAGAAAAGAUGAAGAGGGUUUAUUUGAAGGAUCAUCCUAUCUUUCUGAACUUGGAUUUGAAGGACAGCAUAGUCAGAAAGUAACUUUGAGAAAGGAGGGCUCACCUGAUCCCCAGACUGAACUGCUGCUUGAAGUGAAGCCAAAUGAAAAUGUAGCACAUUUGAAGGAGACAUCUAGUAAGUCAAGUGCAUUGUGGCAAGACCUUUCAAAAGAUCAGAAUGUGUUGCAGCAUUUGGAGGGACCUUCUAAUCACUUGGGGAGUUUGCAGGAGGAGGGACAGACAAGCCAGCAGGAGAGAAAGUUAGAAGGACCAUGUAGUCAGCUUGGUGCUCAGAGGCUGGAAGAGCUACCUGGUAAACAGGAUACUCAUCUGGAAGGACCACCUGGUCAGCAUGCUGCCCAGCAUUUGGAAGGGCACUCUAGUCAGAGUGUACAGUGCCUUGAAGGAUCAGUUCAGCGGCUGGAAAGACCACCUGGUCCACUGGGGAGUUUGAGGCUAGAAGGACCACCAGGUCAACAUGGUCAGUUUGAGAGGCCACCUAAUCAACACGGUGUCACUUUUGAUCAGCUUUCUAGUCAGCAAGGUAUUCCUCAUUUUGAUCGACCAGUUGGUCAGCAGGGAAAUUCCUGGUUGGAAGGACCACCGGGGCAUCAAGGUACAUCCAAAUUUGAAGGAUCUCAUGGGCAACAAGGGGUGCCUAAGUAUGAUGGGCAUCCUGGACAGCAGGGACCCCCUCAGUUUGAAGGACCACAAGGACACCAGUCUGCUGUUUUUGACAGACCACCUGGGCAGCAGGGGGCUUCACAGUUUGACAGACCACCAGGGCAGCAGGUAGCUCCGCGGUUUGAUGGACCUGUAGGGCAGCAGGGGGCACCCCGCUUUGAUGUCCCUCCUGGGCAGCAGGGGGCACCCCGCUUUGAUGUCCCUCCUGGGCAGCAGGGGGCACCCCGCUUUGAGGUCCCUCCUGGGCAGCAGGGGGCACCCCGCUUUGAGGUCCCUCCUGGGCAGCAGGGGGCACCCCGCUUUGAGGUCCCUCCUGGGCAGCAGGGGGCACCCCGCUUUGAGGUCCCUCCUGGGCAGCAGGGGGCACCCCGCUUUGAGGUCCCCCCUGGACCCCGCUUUGAGGUCCCCCCUGGGCAGCAGGGGGCACCCCGCUUUGAGGUCCCCCCUGGGCAGCAGGGGGCUCCCCGCUUUGAGGUCCCCCCUGGGCAGCAGGGGGCUCCCCGCUUUGAGGUCCCCCCUGGGCAGCAGGGGGCUCCCCGCUUUGAGGUCCCCCCGGGGCAGCAGGGGGCUCCCCGCUUUGACGGCCCGCCGGGGCAGCAGUGCCGUCCCCGCUUUGACGGCCCGCCGGGGCAGCAGUGCCGUCCCCGCUUUGACGGGCCGUCGGGGCAGCAGGGACCUCCCCGCUUUGACGGGCCGCCGGUGCAGCAGUGCCGUCCCCGCUUUGACGGGCCGCCGGGGCAGCAGGGACCUCCCCGCUUUGACGGGCCGCCGGGACAGCAUGGACCUCCUCGCUUUGACGGGCCGCAGGGACCUCCUCGCUUUGACGGGCCGCCGGGACAGCAGGGACCUCCUCGGUUUAAUGGGCCACCAGGGCCUCCACGAUUUGAAGGACCUCCCGGACAGCAUGCCGUUCAUCGAUUUGAGAGCACCCCUGGGCAGCAGGGUCCACUUCAUUUUGAAGGUCGACCUGGACAUCCAGGUGGUCCCCGCUUUGAUGGGUUGUCUGGACAGCAUGGUGCACAAAGAUUUGAGGGACCUGCAAGUCAGCAAGGUGUACAGUUUGAGGCAUAUCCUGUUAGGGUUAGUAACUGUCCUGAUAUGCAAGGCCCUCUACGGUUUGAAGGUCCUUCAGGCCAACCUGGUCCAAGAUUUGAUGGCCAUACUAUUUCUAGAUUUGACUGUCCGCCUAAUCAACAGGCUCCUUUAUUGCAGCGAUAUGAUGGAGCACCUGGGCAGACCAUCCCACGCUUUGAAGGUCCUCCUGGUCAGCAUCCUCCCUUAAGGUUUGAAGGUUCCUCUGUUCAGCAACAUCCUCCACGGUUUGAUGCAGCAUUAUCUCUCCGAUUUGAAGGACCACCAAAUCAGCAAACACCAUCUCGAUUUGAUACAGUUCCUGGUCAGUUAGGUCCACGAUUUGAUGGUUUAUCAAGUCAUUUGUGUCCAAGGCUUGAAGCACCACCAUUUUCAAGUUUUAAUACUCCAGCUGUUCAACCUGGAUCUAUGUUUGCUGACCCUCAUCAUACAUUUAGGGGACCUCUGCCAGGUUUGCAGUUUCAGAGGCAUGAAACUCCACCAGUACCAAAAUUCAGUGGACCACCAGGGCCUGGAGUACCUAGUUUUCGGCCACCUGGAAAUCUCUUUGAAGAACAGAAUUCCCGGGGACAUGUGUUUGGAAACUUCAGUUUACCUGGUGGAGUACCUGUGGGAAGCAUGGCAUCUUCUCAGCCUGUAUCUGGUGUUAGUCAGCCAGUUUCGUUUAGACAACCUUUGCCAUUUUUACCACCGCCUUUACAGAGUUCUGUGCCAUUUAUUCCAAACAAAACAGGUCAUGAAAAUCAUCUUGGUCAAUUAGAUGUUAACGCGCUGUUUGCAAAGCUAGUUUCCAAAGGCAUCUUGCAGUUGUCAUCAGCAGAGUCAGCUUCAGCAAAAAGCAGUGAUGCAUCUCAGGUUCAGCCUGUAGAGGAUGAGGAAGAAGACGACCAAAAUGAAGACCAGGAUCUUCCAGACCUAACCAGCUUUACUAUUGAGGAUCUAAAGCAGCGAUAUGAAAGCGUAAUUAAUCGACUUUACACUGGGAUUCAGUGUUACUCUUGUGGAAUGCGAUUUACAUCUUCACAGACUGACAUCUAUGCUGAUCAUCUGGACUGGCAUUAUAGGCAGAAUAGAACUGAAAAGGAUGUCAGCAGGAAAGUUACACACAGACGAUGGUACUACAGUUUAACAGACUGGAUUGAAUUUGAAGAGAUAGCAGACCUGGAAGAACGUGCAAAAAGCCAAUUUUUUGAGAAGGCACAUGAAGAAGUCAUUCAGAAGACACAGGAAGCUGCCAAAGAAAAGGAGUUUCAGAGUGUACCAGCAGGGCCAGCUGGUGUUGAUGAGUUCUGUGAAAUUUGCCAGGAGCAGUUUGAACAGUACUGGGAUGAAGAGGAGGAGGAGUGGCAUUUAAAAAAUGCAGUCCGUGUAGAAGAAAAGAUAUACCAUCCAACAUGUUAUGAAGAUUACAAAAAAACCUCUUCAUUUGUGGAAAGUUCACCUUCACCAUCUCCUAGUAAAGCGCCAGUGGAAAAUCCACUGAAUGCAGUGUUGGACAUUGUUAAAACUGAUUCACAGACUCAACCUCAAGAGCUGUUGGAUGAUUCUAAAAUUAAACAGGAACCUGAUGAUAACUGUAGUAACUGCACUGAAGAAAAAUCUUCCGUAGACAUUAUAAUGGAGCCAGAACUUGUUAAAGAAGAGCCUAGUUAAGCCGAUUUGGUAUUGUGGACCAUAACCAUUUGUGGCUGCUGCAUUGAGUCCUAUGGUAAUCAACAAUACUGUAUUUUCUUGGUGUAGAAAAAUAUUUUUAUAUUAAAAAUAAUCUUGGGGCAGGGUCCUCAACUAGUGUUUUGUUUAAUAUAAAUACAUUUUUGUAUUUGAAUUUUCAAAUUUCUGCCUGCAAGGUUUCAGGUGUUUGAAUAUGCUGUUAAUGUGUACAAAUCUAAGAUAUUGUUUUUUUUUUCAUUGUCAAAUUGUAAAUUAUUAAUAAAAUAUUUUUACUAACUACGAAGUGUAGUUUGUGCAUAAUGCCAAAUAAAAGCAGCAUGUCAAGAAGUUUGGUUUAAAAUUAAAUGGCAGUGACAAUUUUAUUUUACUGCAAGCAUUUAAGGCCCAUGUUAUGUUGAGUGUUUACUUGAAAAAAAUGAAUGGAUCAUCGACUUUAAUGGUAAGACAUGGCUGUUCUUCAUUUGUUCUACAGUGAAAUGGUAAACUUCAAAGAAACAUCCAUUGCUUCAUUUAUUUGAGAGAAAGUGUAAGACUUUAUCUGAAUAAAAAAACUUUAAGCAACACAGCUUGUAGAACCUGUUUAUUUUCAGUAAAUGCCCACUUCAUAGAAGUUUAAUUGGAUUUUGUUGUGAACUUUUGCCAGAAUUACCUGCUGAGAAGUUUAGUAAUACAUUAUUUAGAAACUUUUGGAUGCUACUGUGGGCUUUCUUAGGAUCUUUUAAGUACAAACAUUUUCUUUUUGAGCAAAUGUUUUGAUUUUUUUUUUCAGUUUCUGGUAUUGGUAUUAUAAUACUGUUCAAUAAAGUCGUAAAGAGCA
Molecule: messenger RNA, 8082 nt
Organism: Protopterus annectens (West African lungfish)
Lineage: Eukaryota; Metazoa; Chordata; Ceratodontiformes; Protopteridae
Gene: PCF11
Product: PCF11 cleavage and polyadenylation factor subunit
Exons: 17
Coding region: 957-7247 (2096 amino acids)
Biological process (GO): termination of RNA polymerase II transcription
Cellular component (GO): mRNA cleavage factor complex; cytoplasm
Molecular function (GO): RNA polymerase II complex binding; mRNA binding
Source: RefSeq, a predicted model, not a curated record